GUUCCUCUCCUCCUUCCUCCUCUCCGGUGAUGAACCGUACAUAUUAAUAUUGUGUGGGUGCGGGUUGUCGUCGGCAGCGAGAGAACUUCCCUCUCUCCGAAGAAGAGCGCUUCGGGAAUGCAGGAAACGGCGCCAGCCAGGAUUCUUCCUUGGCUGGAAAGCGAGAAAAAGGACAAGGAGACGCCAUGGCCCCUCUCUCGUCUCUUACAAUGCCGAUGCUUCCAUCCCUUCCCUCCUUUAAAUCUCCCCGCCUUCGAGUUCGGAGAUGCUCCAAGAACCCUAGUUCUCGGCUUCUUUUCGGGUUUCUUGUCUUCUCCAGGUUCUUGCCGAUUCCCUGGCUGAAAGAUCGGACUAGUGCAUUCGCCGGAGGCGCGGAAACCCUGGGGAUCGAGGGAUUUCUUGGAGAAAAUGAUUUGAUUUCGAGACAUUUUGUGGUUGUUGAGAUUUGCUGGAGCUGAGUUCUUGCUGCGGAAACCCUCGGAAUUGAGAUGUUUUGUGGAGGAAACGCUGUAGUUAUUGAGAUACGACAAACCCUUGUUUGAGGUUAUUGCUUGGUUGUCUUUGUGAAAUUGCAGUCGUUGGUAUGUGCUGCUUGUGAGGCCGCAAUCAGAGCGGAAAAGAUAUGCAUUUUAUUCUAGGAAAAGAAUGAAUACUUCAGUCCAUACAAGAUGAAAUGAAAAAUCUACAUAAAUAGAGAGGUGCAGAGAAAGGAGGAAAAGAGGAGGAGAAAUGGUAGGGAUCGUAGCACACUUCCAAGGCUAUAUGACGAGACCCCAACCCUCUCUUCUGGUUUGCUGCAGAGAUAUUUCAUGACUUGCACGAAGAAGUGAUGGCCACGGCUGCUAGAGGGCAUGGACUGAUGCUUCGUGUCCAGCAGCUAGAGGCAGAAUUUCCAUCAAUCGAGAAGACCUUCUUCACUCAGACAAAUAAUUCAAGUUUCCCUUGCAAUGAUGGCAUUGACUGGCAUGCUAAUAUUCAAAUGGAUCAGAAUCUAAUCACGCAAGGAGAUAUGCCUCGUUUUAUCGUGGAUUCUUAUGAAGAGUGUCGUGGUCCACCUCAUUUAUUUACACUGGACAAGUUUGAUGUUGCUGGCGCCGGUGCAUGUUUAAAAAGAUAUUCUGAUCCCUCUUUCUUUAAGGUGGUGUUAGCCUCCUCUGGAAUGCUGGAAACAGAGCUCCCAAGAGAAAAGAAAGCUCGUAAGACCAAGAUUCCUGAGACUUCAAAAGCUCAUAGAGAUGAUGAUGAUGGAGCUGAAUCCCGUCCUUGAUACCUUCUAGACUUGUAUAUGUUUCUUAUUUUGCAAAGUACAUUGUAAUUCUAAGAUAUGACAAUUUAAAUAUUUUGAAUGAUUUGAAUGUUUGUCUCAAUAUAAAUGUAA
Messenger RNA from Phoenix dactylifera (date palm), 1378 nucleotides. The record is from RefSeq and is a predicted model, not a curated record. NCBI's taxonomy places the organism in Eukaryota, Viridiplantae, Streptophyta, Magnoliopsida, Arecales, Arecaceae.